Mesoplodon densirostris (Blainville's beaked whale) is the source of this 1827-nucleotide messenger RNA. It is a transcript of the gene DNAJA3, whose product is annotated as DnaJ heat shock protein family (Hsp40) member A3. Gene Ontology annotation, biological process: negative regulation of apoptotic process; mitochondrion organization; protein folding. The transcript is spliced from 12 exons. Bases 5 to 1447 code for a protein of 480 amino acids. The record is from RefSeq and is a predicted model, not a curated record. Gene Ontology annotation, cellular component: mitochondrion. NCBI's taxonomy places the organism in Eukaryota, Metazoa, Chordata, Mammalia, Artiodactyla, Ziphiidae. Gene Ontology annotation, molecular function: protein kinase binding; heat shock protein binding; ATP binding.
CAAGAUGGCGGCGCGGUGCUCCACACGCUCGUUGCUGGUGGCCGUGGGGACUCCGCGGCUGCCGGCUGCAGCGGGGAGGGGUGCUCGGCCGCCCAUGGGGGGCGUGGUGGGGGCGUCGCUGGGCCGAAGUCUGAGCGUCCCCGCCUUUGCGCCUUCCCUGGGGGCUCGCGGUCCCGGGGCGCUGCUGACAUUGAGACCUGGUGUCAGCCUCACAGGAGUAAAAAGUUACCCUUUUCUUUGUACUGCCUCCUUCCACACGAGCGCCCCUUUGGCCAAAGAGGAUUAUUACCAGAUAUUAGGAGUGCCCCGAAGUGCCAGCCAGAAGGAGAUCAAGAAAGCUUAUUACCAGCUCGCCAAGAAAUAUCACCCAGACACGAAUAAGGAUGAUCCCAAAGCCAAGGAGAAGUUCUCCCAGCUGGCAGAGGCCUAUGAGGUCCUGAGUGAUGAGGUGAAGAGGAAGCAGUAUGACACCUAUGGCUCUGCUGGCUUCGAUCCUGGGGCCGGCAGCUCUGGGCAGAGCUACUGGAAAGGCGGCCCCACUGUUGACCCUGAGGAGCUCUUCAGGAAGAUCUUUGGGGAGUUCUCAUCCUCCUCUUUUGGAGACUUCCAGAGUGUGUUCCAUCAGCCCCAGGAGUACAUCAUGGAGUUGACAUUCAAUCAAGCUGCCAAGGGUGUCAACAAGGAGUUCACCGUGAACAUCACUGAUACCUGUGAGCGGUGUGAUGGCAAAGGGAACGAGCCCGGCACCAAGAUGCAGCACUGCCACUACUGCGGCGGCUCCGGCAUGGAAACCAUAAAUACAGGCCCUUUUGUGAUGCGCUCCACAUGUCGGAGGUGUGGUGGCCGGGGCUCCAUCAUCACGUCUCCCUGUGUGGUGUGCAGAGGAGCAGGAGAAGCCAAGCAGAAGAAGAAGGUGGUGAUCCCUGUGCCUGCCGGAGUCGAGGAUGGCCAGACUGUGAGGAUGCCUGUAGGAAAAAGAGAAAUUUUCAUCACAUUCAGGGUGCAGAAAAGCCCUGUGUUCCGGAGGGACGGUGCAGACAUCCACUCCGACCUCUUCAUUUCCAUAGCUCAGGCCAUCCUGGGAGGCACCGCCAGAGCUCAGGGCCUGUACGAGACCAUCAAUGUGAUGAUUCCCCCUGGGACUCAGUCAGACCAGAAGAUUCGCAUGAGCGGGAAAGGCAUCCCCCGGAUUAACAGCUACGGCUAUGGAGAUCACUACAUUCACAUCAAGAUCAGAGUUCCAAAGAGACUGACAAGCCGGCAGCAGAGCCUGAUUCUGAGCUAUGCUGAGGAUGAGACCGACGUGGAGGGGACAGUGAACGGCGUCACCAACACAAGCACUGGUGGCAGCACCAUGGAUAGCUCCGCAGGAGGCAAGGCUAGGCCUGAGGCUGGGGAGGACAAGGAGGGACUCCUUUCCAAACUUAAGAAAAUGUUUACCUCCUGAUAUCCCAGCCGAGGAAAACGGUCCACUGGAAACUAGGCCGGGAGCAGCAGCCCCUCCUUGUGGCCAGGGCAUCUCAGAUGCAGGAGGAUACCACACAGCAGCACCGAGCCCCUGCCUGCAGAGGCCCUCUAGACCACCUUGGAAACAGCAAAAUCAUGUGACAAUGCACCUCUCCAUGGAAGGGUCAUGGUGGACAGCCCCUGGGCAGUAAGGCACGGCAGGUCUAAGGGCUGGUAGUUUCCUAUCCAUGGGUAGGUAACUUGGCCUCUUCUGGCUCUGGCAGAGUCAGACAGCUGGACAUUUCUUGCAGAGCUAAAACUCUGAUUUGGAAUCGAAUGUGGUUAAAGAAUUAAAGGCCAUGCUUACAGCUUAAAAAUGAA